AUGGCGGAUCGAGAUGGCUACGGGUCGGCGUCGCAGCCCGCGUCCCCUCGUUUGUCUCGCCGUCCCUUUCCCAUGCGCCGCCAGAACUCGGCAAAUGAGCAGCCUGACGAACGCUCCCCACUGCUGCUAAACAAUUCUCGAUCGCGUAUCCGAAUCCACGGCGGGGCAGCCUCACCACGUCCCAAUUUAUCCCGCGAUCAGAGCUACUCAGGAGCAUCCCGUGAUUUCACAGACAGCAGCCGCGGAACUCGACACCACAGUCGCCGCUCCUCUUGGAGCGCACGUCUCGUCCAUGCCUUCUCCGAGCGGUCCAUGUCAGAGUCCAAGGGCUCCAUCUUCCCCGACGAGCGCGUGUGGUACGAUCAGUUUACGAGCACCGACUGGGUGCACGAUACAAUCGCCGAUUCCUACCGUGUGAGGGCGCUUCGGAGUAGGAAGGAUUUUUGGGGCCGAGUCUUGACAACCAUCGAUGGUAGCCAGGGAUGGAUUCUCAGUGCUCUCUGUGGCUUCGUUAUCGCCUUGAUAGCGUAUACAGUCGACGCGGCCGAAUCAGUCUUUUUCGAUUUCAAGGAUGGGUAUUGUUCGAGAGCGUGGUAUUUUGACGAAAAGAGAUGCUGCCCCGGUGGGCGCACCGAAUGCACAGACUGGAAAACAUGGUCUCAGGCACUGCAUUAUCAUCCAUUUGGGGAGAAGUGGACGGAUUUCCUCAUCUACGUCGGCUGCGUCGUUCUCUUCGCAGUUGCUUCGUGCUGGGUCGCCCUGUGGACAAAGACGGUGGUUCCCUCGGCCUACCGUUUGACAACCCUCGACGAAAACCUGGCCGCCGAGACUCCUCAGGCCGCCGACGAAGGUCCCGGUGACGAUAGUGCCAGUCCCCGGCAGGUGGUCGAGAGGAAGCCUGAAAACCCGCCAAUGGUCUACUACUCAGCCGCAGGCAGUGGUGUCGCCGAAGUCCGAGUCAUCCUCAGCGGCUUCGUUCUUCACGGAUUCCUUGGUCUGAGAACAUUGAUCUUGAAGAUGCUGUCACUGAUUCUGAGUGUCUCUUCGGGGCUGAGUAUCGGCAAAGAGGGUCCGUUCGUCCACAUGGCGACCUGCGUUGGCAAUAUUGCAUGUCGUCUCUUUGCAAAGUACGAUCGCAACGAUGCCAAGAGGCGAGAGGUUCUUUCGGCUGCUGCAGCUGCUGGUGUGGCUGUUGCAUUUGGAGCCCCCUUGGGAGGUGUUUUGUUUGGUCUGGAGGAGGUGUCAUACUUUUUCCCAGCCAAGACCCUCUUCCGCACAUUCUUUGCCUGCAUCAUCGCCGCGCUGUCCCUCAAAUUCUUGAAUCCAUACGGCACGCACAAGAUUGUCAUGUUCGAGGUCCGCUACCUGGUUGAUUGGGAGUAUUUUGAGCUGGGAUCCUUCAUUUUCGUUGGUGUCGUCGGCGGUGCCAUGGGGGCGCUCUUCAUCAAGGCGUCCAAAUACUGGGCACAAACGUUUCGCCGAAUCAAGACCAUCAAGAAAUACCCCAUGCUGGAGGUGUUCCUCGUCGCAGUUGUGACUGGCCUUAUGAGCUAUUGGAACCCCCUGACCAAGGUCUCUGUCGCAAAACUGCUCCUCAACCUGGCGUCUCCGUGUGACCGCACCAAGGGCGAUGGACUUGGACUCUGCCCGAGAUCGGUGGAUGAUAUUCCUGAGAUCUUGAGAAUGUUAAUCAUUGCCUUUUUGAUCAAGGGUUUCUUGACCGUUAUCGCCUUUGGAAUCAAAGUCCCCGCCGGUAUUUAUAUCCCAUCUAUGGUCGUCGGCGGCUUAAUGGGACGGAUUGUUGGUCACCUGGCACAGUGGCUGGUUCUUGUCACACCUGACUGGAGUGUCUGGGGUGGUUGCGCAACUGCAUCGGACGGAACCUGUAUCCAGCCCGGAGUUUAUGGUCUAAUUGCUGCCGGUGCAACCAUGUGCGGUGUCACACGGCUGUCUGUGACGUUGGCUGUCAUUCUGUUUGAGCUCACUGGCAGUCUCGACUAUGUGCUGCCAUUCUCCCUGUCGAUUCUUGUGGCGAAAUGGACAGCAGAUGCCAUUGAGCCAAGCAGUAUUUAUGAUCUCCUUACAAACAUGAAUGCUUACCCAUUCUUGAACAACAAACACAAGCCCAUCUUCACCGGCGACUUGACGGAGCUGGUGCGGCGUUUACGGAGAGAGAGGGUUAUUGAUAUCACAAAUUCACCAAUGGUUCCUGCCUCGAGCCUCCGCACCAAGCUCGAACUGCUUCAUCGACACGGUGAGCUCGACGGUGGAUUGCCCAUCCUGAGGGAAGAUGUCCUUGUGGGCCUCAUUCCGGCUCCAGACCUUCAGUUUGCGCUGGACCAGCUUCGAGAUGAAGGCUCAAACCUCUGCUUGAUGGAUCAGAUCCCCAGCAUCGAUGAUGACGACGUUGGCAGCGAGCCCGAUCCCACGGACUUUACGCAGUUCAUCGAUCCGGCACCUGUUGCCUUAGAUAUCAGGUCGUCGAUCGAUCUGGCGUAUGAGUGCUUUGUCAAGCUGGGUCUGCGGUACGUUUGCGUCUUGAGAGACGGCAAAUAUGCCGGCAUGAUUCACAAAAAGACAUUCGCCAAGUAUACUCGAGAACUAGAAGAAGAGCAAGGCGGUCAUUAA
This is a messenger RNA of Trichoderma harzianum CBS 226.95, 2628 nucleotides long. RefSeq lists its product as hypothetical. Gene Ontology annotation, biological process: transmembrane transport; chloride transport. Gene Ontology annotation, molecular function: voltage-gated chloride channel activity. The transcript has 7 exons. Bases 1 to 2628 code for a protein of 875 amino acids. The record is from RefSeq and is a predicted model, not a curated record. Lineage: Eukaryota; Fungi; Ascomycota; Sordariomycetes; Hypocreales; Hypocreaceae. Gene Ontology annotation, cellular component: membrane; early endosome; Golgi apparatus.